Scaptodrosophila lebanonensis is the source of this 1208-nucleotide messenger RNA. Its product is annotated as serine protease snake. NCBI's taxonomy places the organism in Eukaryota, Metazoa, Arthropoda, Insecta, Diptera, Drosophilidae. The coding region runs from base 4 to 1089 and encodes 361 amino acids. The record is from RefSeq and is a predicted model, not a curated record. The transcript is spliced from 3 exons. Gene Ontology annotation, molecular function: serine-type endopeptidase activity. Gene Ontology annotation, biological process: proteolysis.
ACAAUGCAUAUGCUCUGGGAGAUUUUUUUCGGAGCUGUUAUUUUAUCAGUGUCGAACAUAGUAGUGGCCGAGUACUGCGACAAUGGUACCGGAGAGUGCAAAAGCCUAACCGACACCGAUUGUCCCGUCAUAUUUUAUAAUCAACACUUGAUCGGCGAUAAUAUCAAAUACUGCGAUGAAGACAAUUACAUUGUUUGCUGCCCCAUACCAAUCAAUUCGCAAAGGCAGGCCCCAGUGAGCAAUAGCCGCAGAUUCGAGAAAGAAUGCAAACGAUAUAGCGAAGCACAAGGACCUUGCCCCACCAAAGCAUUCAUAGUGGGGGGACAAAAAGCGUUCGGAAAGGAAUACCCAUUUAUGGCCCUAAUUGGCACGCGCGAUCCGAAGAAGCCAAAUGUCAGAUGGGAUUGCGGCGGAACUUUAAUUCAUCCCAAGUUUAUACUUACGGCGGCGCAUUGCCUCGAGACGAGCGAACCGAAAAACGAGCGUUUGGAUCCCAACAGUAGCUCACCAAAAUUUGUUGUACGUCUGGGUGAAGUGGAUUACAAUAGCACGACUGAUGAAGCUCAACCGGAAGACUUUGAAGUGGUCAAUUAUUUAUUGCACCCCUCGUACAAUGACGAUGAAGAAGAGAGCCAUCAGAACGACAUCGCCCUGAUCGAGCUGGACAGGAAUGCGACAUUCAAUGAAUUUAUUGCGCCAGCCUGUCUGCCCUCCGGCCCUGGAAAUGAUCACUUUCAGUUGACUGCAGCUGGCUGGGGGUCCACCAAAGAUGGGGGUCAGGCCUCAUCACAUCUACUUAAGGUCACUUUGGAGCGUUUCACUGACGAACAGUGCCGGCAGCGUAUCGAGCAGAAAAUAGACGACCGCACCCAAUUCUGUGCCGGCUCAAGCACGAGGGAAGCAGAUACGUGCAAUGGGGACUCGGGCGGUCCGAUCUUCGUGCAGCACCCGCUCUAUGACUGUCUCAAGCAGGUGAUUGGCGUGACUUCUUAUGGACUGGUGUGCGGCACUCGCAACUUGCCAAGUGUAUAUACAAAGACUUACCUCUAUAUCGAUUGGAUCGAAAGGAUUGUGUGGGGAGAAGAAUAAGCUAACGGCCCUUUCUAGUCACUUAAAUUACAGGAGGAUAGCUGGAUAUUGGUCCAACAUAUUAUAUAAAGUAUAUUUCGUAGGCUAAUAAUAAAAACUUUGCUAAACACAAACCCUAA